Messenger RNA from Plasmopara halstedii, 654 nucleotides. RefSeq lists its product as uncharacterized. The transcript has a single exon. The record is from RefSeq and is a predicted model, not a curated record. The coding region runs from base 1 to 654 and encodes 217 amino acids. Lineage: Eukaryota; Oomycota; Peronosporomycetes; Peronosporales; Peronosporaceae.
AUGAGCGACCUGAUGAACCACUCCCGAUUUCCAUUUGACACGAACAGCGAGAUGCUAGCAGUACCGAGUCAUUUGGACGACGAUGAGUUUUUCAAAGACCUUCCUGUUUUGGCACGUAACCAACGACCGACAACACAACAUCGCGAGGCUUCCACUCAUUCAGAAAAGCCUGAUUCCAGAACACGCGAGCAAAAGCCAAAGGAUCAUGAUAAUGAUCCAAACAAGCAAUCCCAAAUGGAUAAAAAGCAUCAAAUGGUCGAUACUGAUGCCGACAAAGACAAUCAACUUCGUCGAGCUUUCUCAUCUUACACAUACAGCAACUCAUCUAUCGUCGACGACAAAGGUCGACGGGUGACAAGUAAGCGUCGUCGUUACGAAGACUCAACGGGUCGACUCAAAGCUGUGCACGAGCGCCAGAUUGAGGGUAAAAAGCUGCGUACGACGUGGAGCCGCAUGGGUCCCGAUGACGAGGGAAAGCACGAGGCUAUGUGUUCAAGCGGCACGCCUGAGGAGUUUGAGAAGCUGUGGCAUGAGACUCCGUUUGGUGUGGCGCAGAAGGACACUAUGGCUCAACAGCAACUGGAGCAAGACCCCAAAAAAGAUGGUUUUAAGCCUCUGGCUAAGGAGGCAGAGGCAACGCCGAUGGAGACGUAA